Vespa crabro (European hornet) is the source of this 5624-nucleotide messenger RNA. Its product is annotated as dynein axonemal intermediate chain 7 homolog. Bases 419 to 2716 code for a protein of 765 amino acids. Gene Ontology annotation, molecular function: beta-tubulin binding; microtubule binding. The record is from RefSeq and is a predicted model, not a curated record. The transcript has 14 exons. NCBI's taxonomy places the organism in Eukaryota, Metazoa, Arthropoda, Insecta, Hymenoptera, Vespidae. Gene Ontology annotation, cellular component: axoneme.
GAAAAGAAAAGUCAUAGUUAAAGUUUUGCUUGAUAAUACAUAAACAUGCGGUUGAAAUUUUGUCAACACGAGUACAAAAAUCAGGUUUUCAUGCGCGAUAAUCAGUGCAGAGGAAAAACGUGUGUCGUGAUAACUCCUUUCCUGAAUCUACGGUCGGGCCGCGUAUACGGUAGCCGAGUGCGAACAUAAAAUUCGCACGAUAUGAGUUUGGCAGAAUUCCAUUUCUUAUCUAUGCAACUCGCUUUCGACCCACUUCCUCUUGAAGUUACUUCGGCAAUUCACCCCUUACCAACCCUCCAACGUAUACCCUCUAAAUCUCGAUGAGUUUCAGUCUAGUUUCGUACCUCCGAGCGAUCGUCUUAAACGAUCUCUCUCUCUCUCUCUCUCUCUUUUUCUUCCUAUAAAUUUGUUUAAAAUAAUGUUGGGCGAUUCGUUGAAGUCGAUUGUCUUUUUCGAAAGUUACAUUAGAGUGUCCAAGCCAAGAUUUAAAAACGAAGAGGAAAGAUUGCAAUUGAUAAAGGAUAUUCAAGAAGAAAUUCACUUGGAGAAAUACAAAGCCGAACAGGAAAUUCUAUUGGAGGAGAGCCAAACGGCUAUGCGAAAAAUCCAAUUGGAGGAGACGUGGUUCGUGACUUACGAAAAUAAAAAGGCAUUUAUGGAUCACGUUCUUGCCACCGAGAAAAUGGAAAACUGGAUUAUGUACUUAACAUGUGAAAAUUUACCAGACGUCGCUGAAUUGUCCGAUAUGAAUACAUUCAUAUUCCUCUGGUCGUUGGAGGACGAAAACGUAAACAUGGAACUGGUUGUGGAAAAAAACGAAGUCGUACAAUACUUAUUGCUGCAGCUUCAUAAAAUCAUCAAUUUCUCAUUAACGAGAUCUAUCGAUUACAUAGAAGAAUGUAAAAUGGUUAGGCAAAGUUUUAGGACGAAGUUGCAAAAUUGGAUAGACCAAGCUUGUUAUCGGCUUUUACGUCAGAUCGAGAGAGAUAUGCUUAGAGUGGAUCUGAAGAACGCGACUUAUGUCAAAAUAACGAAGCAUCUCAUUUGUUGCAUAUGGGCUUUGAUUAAGCUACCGAUCAGUAUUAAAGAAAUUCCUGAAAAAGAAAGAAAAUCGAUCGAGGUUCACUUCGAGGAAAUAAAUCUAACGAUAAAGAUACCACCGGACAUUGAUUGCUACUGUAUGGCUAUCCGUGGACUAUGGCUCGAUUACGAUCACUAUUCCGACAUUGCGACCUCUUACGUCAUGCCGGAAAUACCAGAGGAAUAUCGAAUGAAUAUGGAUCUUAUCGCUUUUUGCUCCGAGGAAUACGAAACGAAACAGAAAAUACGCGAUGAACAAGUCGAGGGACGUCGUUUGAGGAUGGAAGAGAAAAAAGCUAUGCUAUGGAAAAUGGAGAAUCCGGCACCGGUGGUGCCGGUAAAGUUAGAUAAGAAAGGAAGAAAAACCGGUAGUCAAUAUGGCCGGAUAAAGAGACCGGAAUCGGAACAGGAAAUAGAACCACUACCGUAUUUACCGACUCCGACCGAAAUCAUUUUGUUCAAAGAAGAGGAAUUAAGGAAGGAACUUAGAAAGUUGUUGUUUACCAAAUGCGAAAAGACGGAAGUAAAUCUACGAAAGUACAAAAUCUUAGGUGGUAUCUAUCACAUAGAUCUCCUUUAUCAGCCGCCUCAGCCUAAGGACAUGCGAAGAGAAAUAUUUCUUACCACUCUGCAAAUUCCGAAAGAACUGAAGCACGUACCGUUUUAUAAACCGUACAAGGCACCACCGCCGGUACCGCCUACCGAGAGAACACCGGAAGUGAUCGAGAAUGAGAUGAAGGCUUUGGAAACUGCAAUGGAGGCUCUCGUAUUGGUUACGUUAAAAUUACCGGAUACGGUUUUAUGGUUCGAACCACCGUUGGUGGCUCAUUGGAUUUCUGAGAAAAAUAUUUGGUCGACCCAAGACAUCCAUGACAUAAAGUUCAACGAAGAUAAACAACAGAUCACAUUCCGCACCGGGAGAUUUGGAAUUCAUGGCCUGGCGGCAUAUAAACUGAUCAAUUUGCCAUUUCAAAGUUGGGAACUUAGGCCAGAAAUGGGAAGGAAUAGUGGCGGUGGAGUAACUCUUAACAUAACAGCUGCUACAGUUCAAGCGGAAUUUGUUGUCAGGGAGGAUUCGGUAUGUUUGAAUUCGUUGGUCGGAGGCACCUCGUCGGCGCUUCAAAAUAUCGUUGGCAUAUAUAUGAAGUUGAACUUUUUAAUAGACAAAAUGCGAGAAGGUGGCUGCGAUUUAUUUCCGGAACGAGAUGCGGCAAGUUACAUAAAAGGACUUUCCGUGAAGCAUCCAGUAGCCCAGAAACACUUGCAAGAAUGCAUAGGUCUAUUGUGUAUGGCUUAUACAUUUUCCUGGUCUAGGUGGAACGUGAAGAGAUGUUCGCGUGAAAUCGUCCUGCAAUUUAAAGAACUUCAUGGAUGCAUCGCCAAAGAGCGUACCAAUAUUACACUUUUAGUGACGCCUUCUCAAACGAUUGCUGUUCAAUGUACCGAGAUCAGCCCAGAAUUUUCCAAUGUUCCUAUAGAUGGCGAUAGUGCGAAGUUUUACGCCGAUCUAUAUCAUUUGGCAUUGCACAAUGCUGGAAUAAAAAGUCGUCUGCUGAUAAAAGAUAUCUCGUACAAGCUUGCUCUAACGGUCACAAGGUUGCUAAAAAGUACUAACGUGAUAAGUAUGUCGUCCUAAAACUCUCUUUUAUCUCCUAUUUAAUAACUUUGUCGCCAACGAGAAUCACCGAAUAAAGGAAAAAAUAUAUGAAUAAAGAAAUAUAUAUAUAUAUAUAUAUAUAUAUAUAUAUAUAUAUGCAUAUGUUUAUUCUAUUCAUUUCCCAUUUAAGAAUUAAUUCAUUUCAAAUUACUCUAAAUAGAAAGAAUCUCUAUGAAAACAACAUAAAUCAUUGGGAAUGAUCGAUCGAAUAAUUUAUGUGAGAAAAAUAGAUGAAAGGAAUCGAAGUUUUUAUUUUUUUCAUGCAUUUCUUAAAUGCUAGCGGAAUGAAAUGGGCGCACAGAGAUAAUCCUUUUUUAUUUCUUACGUAGUGUCUUUUCUCUUUCCUUUUUCUUUCUUUUCUUUUUUUUUUUUUUUUCUUUUUUUUUCUUCAAACAGAGGGUCUUUUAUUUAAAUACAUAACAUUGUUUCGAUCUUUCAAGUUGUUUUACAUAUCACGGGUGUCGAACGGUGAUCAAUAAUUGUUCUCUCUCUCUCUCUCUCUCUCUCUCUCUCUCUCUCUCUCUCUCUCUCUCUCUCUCUUUUGUUUUCGACAAUUAGAAAAAAAUGUUUUUUCUUCGAAGUAAAAUUAUAUUGAUUUCCGAUGAGUUAUGAAUUGUAUGCACUAAUAUAAAAGAAAAUAAAACAAAGAAAGAAAAAAGAAAAUACAAAAAAUAAAAAAAAAGAAACAAAAUGAAAGCUUCAGAUUUCGUAUGGCUUCCUUUCAUAUUUUUAACAUUUUUGUGCUUUCCUAUUUUAUUGCAUUUUCUUCCUUUGACUUUACACAACCGCACACACACACACACACACACAUACAAACACAUGCACACAGCGCACACACUCACAUACGCACGCUUCGUUUUUCUUAUUACAUUCAACUCUUUGUAACUUACUCUAUUCUUUUAUAUAUUACGUGUGUGCAUAUAAACUAAAGGAAAAAAAGGGGGAAAAGAAUGUCAAGAAAUCUUUGGUUUUCCAAAGAUUUGAUUUCGUAGUUAUAAAGAAACUUGCGUGAUCGUAUCAUGAAUCAGCUGACAAAAUUAAACCGUCGAUCUUUUUCCCGUAUGCAUGCAAUUUGUCGAAUCGUCUUCCCUUCGGCGAGUGUGACGUUAAAUGGAAAAUAUUUUUAACAAAGUGAACGAAAACCCGUCGGUCUCGUUGAUAAGGAAAACGUUAUGAUUGCUUUAAUUUUUUUUACUUGAAACAAUUACAAUUUUUAUCAAUCUUCUUCCUUCUUUCUCUCUUUUUUCUUUUUCUUUUUUUUUUCUUUUUUUUUUUUUUUUUUCUUUUUAUCACUUUUACGAAAAAGAAAAAAACAAUCGUUGUUUCAACGAGCAACGAGGAUAUGCAUUUUCUUUGCAAGGGACGUACUCGUACGUAAUAACAGCUGAUAUAUCGUUGUUUUCGUAUACGUGUAAGUGUUAAUAAUCUGCGAAAGCGCAGUAGCGCUUUACUUACACUAAUACUCGCCAGCUGAUCCAUCAGCUUUAUCUAACAAAAACUACCGCAUUUAUUUGUAAAUUUAUAUACCCGUGUGGUAUAACAUAUUAACAAUCAGUUACGUUUUUCCCCCUCUCUUUGCAUAACUUACAAUAAUUAUACAAAACUAUUCUUUCACGUGUCAAUGAAAUAAAUUGGAAAAUAUCGAAUUCGAUGGAUUUCAUUAAUAUUUAAUGUAUUGAAUGUAUUGAAUGUAUUGAAUGUAUUGAAAAUUUGUUUGUGUAAAAGAAAAAGAAAAAAAGGAAAGAAAAAAAAAGAAGAAUAUCGAAAGGAUAAAUGAAAAAUAUGAAAAUAAAUCUUUUAAUUUGAGGAAGUUCAUAAACGUCUCUUAUUUCUUUGUUUUUUUUUUUUUUCCAUCUUAUUAAUCUACCACCUAAUUUAAUUCUAAUCAUUUUUGACUCUGCGAAUACAGCUGUCAAGUCUGCUUGUAUAAACAAAAUAUUACAUAUGUAUACAAUAUAUAUAAAAAUGAAAUAUUAUGUAGAAGCAUUUAUGAAAAUAUAAAUCAUUGAUAUUUUUGUCGUCAUUGAAAAUUAGAAUAUUGAAAGGAAAGAGAAGAUGACAAAAGAAAAGAAAAGAAAAAAAAGGCAUGGAUAAUUUGAGAGCACCAAAGGAUUUACUCCAAUAAACGAGAUUUCGUUAGUGAACUGUUUUUCUUUUUCUUUUUUUCUUCUUUUUUCUUUUUUUUUUUUUUCCUUUUCUUCAAAUCUUAUAACUCUUUUUCUCGGAUCAAUUAGCGGACACAAGAUACGUCUAGGAAACUUACGCGGCACUCACUUAAUUAGCUUACUUUUAAUCAUACAGAAAGACAUACCUUACACGUAGCGUAUUGGAAAUAGAUAUCUCAUUUAAAUAUUAAUCUAAGGAUCUAUCUUCUUUUUUCUCACUCUUUCUUUCUUUAUAUUUUUUUUUCUCUACCUAUAUAUUUUCUCUCUUUCUUUCUUUCUCUCUGUCUUUCAUCGCUUUUUCACUGUUUUAUCGUCUUAAUCCAUUGCGCAGCAAAAAUAUUUGUAAUUCUGUGGAACAACAUUAUUUGCAGGUAUGUUUGUGAUUCGAGCCCAAUAUCUUAUUAGUAUUCUUCAGGCCCGAUGACUUUCAUGAGAUAAGACGUUUGACUAUUUCUCGAAAGAUAGCCAAAAAAAGGCAAAAAUAUAUAUACUAUUUAUUUAGACAUAUAUAUAUAUAUAUAUAUAUAUAUAUAUAUAUAUAUAUAUAUAUAUUUAUAUUAUUUUUCGUCGGGUGAUUAGUCGGAUGAAUCGAAUUUUUGUAUUAUCACAAAGAGCAAAAUGCGACUAGAAAAAAUAAAAACUGUAGCAUAUAAUUUUAUAUACAUUCACACGUAAAGUAAUGUUUCGAAAGGAGAAUAAAACAGAAAGAAAAAAAAAAAAAA